AGUCUAUGUUAUACUUUGAUAGAUUAUCAGACAGAAAAUAAACACAUAAUCUCUUUUGAAAGGUGUGUAGUUAGUUACAUUUGGGAAUAGUGAGAGAAGAAGCUCUUUUGAUGUGGUCUCUCUCUGUUGGAUGUCAGCCUGUCAGCAUGAAAACACAAAUGAAAAUCAUUUGGCAUAAACUUAGAAACCUGAUGGAUAAGAAUGCUGUAAAUGAAUCAAGUGGAAACAAAUUUUAUGAGACAGCAUUUUAUCAAAACUUAAAUUUUACUAAAAGACAGCAAAUCUUAGAACUUAAAAACUUAAAGACACUGAAUAAAAAGCAAAACAUGGGAGAAACAUCCAUUAUCUGUGUGUUUUGAAUAUUAGAAAAUUAACUCUUACAUCUCUUCUUGCAGGUCAUUUUUAUGUUAUGGCUUUUUCUCAACUGGUGGCAUUCAUUUCUGUUUUAUCUUAUUUUUGAAAGGUCUAAUAUUAAUAAAACUACACUGUACUAAGCACCAUAAAACAUCAAAAAAUAUUUCCUCGAGCACUUGGGAGUCCUUGUUUUUUAUUGAUUUUUUUAAAGUGUCAUUUCUUAAAGAAACAUGACCUUUUGAUGAGAAAAUGUCAAGGGAACAGGAAACAAUAGCACUCGACGAGCCUCCCAACUUUCUUAUCACGUGGCAAUGGAUUUCCAAGCAACACAUAAAAUGCAAGUCAUGCACUGCAAUGCUGAUAAGAAAUCAGUCAGGAGGGCAAGGUCUAUUAUUUAGAUUUAUUACACACACAAAAAGAUUACUUUAUAGUCUCUCCUUCACUUCUAAUCAAUCAAUAAUCAACUAAAAAAUCAAUAAUAUAAAAAUAGUAUCAGGAUUAUCUUUGUAUCCACAGCAGUUACAUAACAUCAGUUUAGAAAAUCUUUGAAAACUCUGCAUUUUAUUACUUUACUUCUCAGGCUGACACUCAGUGCUCAGAUGAAGGCUUGUUUUUUUUUGGUGUAUUUAUUUGUUUGUGCUUUUUGAGUGCUGUCAUCUUAACUUACUGUGUUUCAGAGCUGCAAAUACAGCACACUUAGAGCACCUGUAUUGCAUCCUUGGGAACAUUAACUUGAUGCAACAGUGCCCUCCUGUGGAGACAGUUGGAAUAACCAUGCUCAGGUUCACAUUUUUUUCAACUCUGUCUUUUUUAAACAAUACUUACAUUCCAAUAAUAAAUUCUUUCUUUGUGUUUCUAUCGAUCUGAUGGUAUCACUAAGAGAGAAUUUCAUUCUGAUAUUUUAAAAGCUUAUCAGAAUUUUUUAAAAUGAAAAAUAAUGAGAAAGAGGAAAAUAAUUGUCAACUGUAACUAUCACAUAAAUGUAAUGGAGUAAGGAGGGCAAGAAGUACAGUACAAGAUCUGCCUUUGAAAUGUGUGGAAAUAGUAAAGAACAAUUACCUUAAAUUUGUACUUAAGAACAGUACUCAAGUGAAUUUACUUAUUUACCAUUUACCUUUUCAUCAUUGCUGACCUUACUCAACUUGUCUGUGUAGAUAUGAUAUUUACAGGACACUUGGUGAAAGUUCAGACAACCAGGACACUGAUGAAAACAUGCGCUGACAACACAUAAAUAGUCUCAUUAGAUCUAAAAUGUCUUAUUCAUAGAAUUUAAAGCAAUAAUUAACACGCUCCACAUACAUGUUAAAGAGGACAGAAGCUGGAAAUUCAAGUUCAAGAAUUUCACACUGUCAUAACACAGUUCAUUCCCAUUAACAUCCCUUUUCCAAGGCUCCUCAUUAAUGAUCACUGUGUGAUUUAUUUGCUGGGAUGCAUAUUGUAUAUGGAACAUUUGACAGUAUGUAGCGUGCUUGUCUUCUUGGCAGCUCAGAGUGAGGCCCGUGAUAGGUUACUGUCAAUCUGCGCUGCCUCAAAUUUGCUGCAACAGCAAGUUUACUGCCGACAUGUCUAUAUACGGACUGAGCCUAGAGGCUAUAGGCUAAUCACUGUGAAUGAAUGAGACAACAGCCAGGCUUAGCAUUCUGGAAACUCGCAUUCAGCAAAAAAAAAAAAAAAAAAAAAAAGGGAAGGAAAAAAUCUGUUCACUGGACAUCGUUCAGCUACAGUAUAGGUUCCUGCUGUAGGCGAGAAGUUUGCAGUUUAGUAAUUCAGAGCCACAGUUUGGACCAGGAGGAUAUACUGUACAGUGAAGUGAGCAUUACAUUAUACUCUACUGGUUUAUCCUGUAUUGUGUUGCAUUACAUUUUAUUUUGGACUGUAUUACUUUCUAAUCAUCUAUGUAACAUCUAUAUCAAAAACUGUCUAAAACCAUGGAUCUGGAAUGUAUUUAUUCUGUUUUUAUGCCACCAAUGAGAAACAUUAUUAUUAUUAUUACAUGCACACUACACAUGGGCACAAGACUACUGAACACACUGGACUGUCUUUGUACUCCCACCCUUUAGGACUGAUCUAUUUUUGAAUAUGUUUCCAUUGUGUAACUCCUGCAUUGUUAAUUGUUUUGAGAUGUUUAUCGUGGUUGGAUGGUGAACAGCACCUGUCAUCUGUCAGUUUUUUGUUGGUAUAUCUGUGGUUGUGGUGAUUUUUAAACAAGACAGAAUUUGUGAUUUGGAGUUAGUGUACAGGCCAGUGAAGAGGGCUGAUAAUAGAUCAUUUGUGGAAGCUUUCAGAAACAUUAUGUUUCCAGAUCACUCUGGCUAGGUUAAUCCUAUUGUUGAAUACAGUGGCAAUUUCAUUAUCAACUACCCAAAAUUCUUAAAGGAUAACUUAAUUUUUUUUAAAAACCUGGGCCUUAUUUCCCCCUGGUUUAGGUGUAAAUGUUUGAUAAGGACAAAAAACUUAGUGUACCUGGCGACCGUGACCAGCUGUGGUGCUGAAAUCCAACUGGGAAUGGUCCACGUCAAAGUACAUCCACUAAAGUACUUAUUUUUGCCACUGACAGGCUCAGGUUGUUAUUAUAAGUGUCAGACCUACAUUUCCAACAUUUUGGAUGGGAUUCCUACAGAUAUAGACAUUUUUAUUUUGUUGAGUUUUUUUGUUUAAGCAGAAAUAUCUCUUUAUCUCUACCAGACAAAAACAAUUAUUUUACCUUGCAGAACACAGGAGUUGCUGGAAUCUAGCUGCCUUGAAUGGUUGGUUUGUUUGUGUUAUUGUGUGACUUUCAAUAGUGGAACAAGUAUUCAGAUCUUUUACAUAAGUCAAAAAAUACCACACAAUAACACAAACAAACUGAUUAAGGCAGCAGGAUACCAGCAACUCCUGUGUCCUGCUCAGUAAAAUUACUGUUUUGUCCAAGGGGUUUGGCAGCUAAAUAAAGCAAUGUUUCUGGUAAAACAGGUUCAAAAAUACUAGUUAUCCUUUAAGUUGAAGUUGACUGCGACUAUGAAAUCAUAUCCAAUUUUAGUGCCAAGCCUCCAUUGUUCAAAGGGUUGGCGUUGCUUGUGCAAAGGUUUGAUACUGAAAAUUAAGGAAAUUUAACACUGUUCUUUCAGAGUUAGUUUUUUCCCUCUUUUUUCAAGCUAUACCCACACCAGGGUCAGACAGGAAUGUUUGAACAAAUUAUUAUCGUCUUAUGAAAUGUUCCCCUAUCAGGGUGUAAUGACAUGAUGAAAAAGUUACACAGACCGAUUUUCAUGACCGUUCCCUGUCCACACGUGUCCACGUCUCCGGGUUUUACCUCAGUCUUCUGGUUCAUCCUCUCAGCCUGCACACCGUUCAGGCCACAGAGACAGGCUGCAACAAUCCCCGGAAAAAUGACCACAGUAAGAUCGGAAGAGCGAGGACAGAUACGAAAAAUAAAAGUUUAGCUGUGCAGAUUGGGAAUGCUUGUGUAUGAAAUAAUACCAGUGCAUUUAAAGCUGAGACAUUUGGGGAUAUCCUGUAUGUUGUUAUUUUUAUGUUUUAUCAUCCACAAUCAAUUUUUGCACACAUCUCUUUCAUUACUGUUUGUACCUCUACCUGACCCGGGUUCUUAUUUUGAAAAGUUUGCGCGGCGUUUCCUUUUCGUUCUGGCUGGUUUGACGCUGUACGGAGGCAACCCAUGAUCGCAGACUCAACACGCAUCCUCACACCACUGACCUGAGCUUAGCUGUGUCCUGCAUGUGUGUGCAUGUGUGUGCGUGUGUGAGCGGGAGUGUGAGUGAUCCCCUGAAACCAGCAGCAGGAUGGAGGAUCUCAAGGAGAAUCUGGGAACUUUGGAUUGACGCCCGGGGAUAACGCGCGGUCGGCCUGAACCUCAUCGGGUUUCUCGUGGAUUUAUAUAUUUGGAUGUUGUCUGUUUUCCCCUUUUCCCUUUUUCUUCUAGGCAGUGGGAAUUUACACUUGGCUUACAACUCAUAUUAUUUCUGGCGUGCAAAAUGCCAUUCGCCAAAAGGAUUGUGGAGCCGCAGCUUCUGUGCAGGCACCAGAUCCCCAACGAUGAAGGUCUGCUUUUCGAGGACCUGUGUGCCAUCAGUAACGUGGUUCUGUCCCGGACCUUGCGACAGCUGUCCGACCUGGCCCGGCACGCCUGCUCCUUAUUUCAGGAGCUGGAAAACGACAUCAUUAGUACCAACCAGCGGGUCUGGGUCCUCCAGAACAAAAUAGGCCAGAUACAGCAGACUGCCAGUGCCCUAGACCCUAAAAAGGAGGCAGUGCCUGUGUCAAACCUGGACAUAGAGAGCAAGCUGUCAGUUCACUACCAGGCUCCAUGGCACCAGCAACACAACGUGUUUCAUCCUUGCACCCGACCACCAUGUCUGGAGGAGCUACACAGAAACGCUCAACUCAGUCUCAGAGCCCUGCACCGAGACGAACAACAGCGCCAGCGGUCCACAAGUCGGGAGAGGAACAGGGUGACAAUUUCUAUCUCAGUGGCGCCCCCCAUGCCCACCUUCCCCUCACCACACACCAUCCGUCGGCAACAAAGGAGUCGCCUGGCACGAGCGCAAGAGAGAGCAGAGAGGGAGCGAGAGUUAGACUAUCAACCCAGGAAGGAGAGGACCAUAAGAGAGACAGAGAUCCAGACCAUACAGAGAAAAGAGAAGCCGGGGAGAGAAGCAGAUAUUCAGACGAUCCAAAGAAAGGCUACCUCGACAGGGGAAGGUGAAGGUGGUGAGGUCUUGGGAGGCCACAGAGCCAAGGCCUCAGCCCCCAAUACUUCCUCAACCCAGGAUAAACAGACAAACUGGUCCAAGGAAAACGUCCCUCCAUCAGAUCAGAAGACAACUGCUGAUUCUCACGCCAUUUCCUCCUGCAUAAUCCCCAUCAACGUCACAGGAGUUGGAUUUGACAGGGAAGCAAGUGCCCGUUGCUCUCUAGUCCAUUCCCAGUCAGUUCUUCAGAGGAGACGGAAGCUGAGGAGGAGGAAGACUAUCACAGGAAUACCCAAAAGAGUACAUCAGGACAUGGACUCAGAUGAAUCACCCGUAGCAAGAGAGCGCACAGUGAUCGUCCAUGCCAACCCGCACCAACUCUCUCUCUGUCAGGAAGAUCUCUCAAUCAGUGGUCGCCUCCAUCACACUCGUGACUCUGGCUGCCAGACAGAUGAUUUCCUUAUAGCAUGUACAGCUGCACCCUCAAGAAGACGUAUCAGAGCUCAACGUGGCCACCAGGGAAUUCCUGCCUCUCUGUCCCACUCAACAGGCAACAUUUCUUCCCUGGGUGACCAGUCAGACUCUACAUACACUAGUGCUACAGCCCACGGUGGACGUUUGCGCUCUCGUAGCCUCCCGCGAGAGGGUGGCCGUCUGAUGGACAGUGAUGAGGAUGAUGAUGACAAUUAUGAUGAUGAUGAUGAAGACGAGGAGUUGUCACCAUAUGAAGCAGAGGACUUUAUCCCACCUGGCCCUAGUCCAAGAAUGAAGAUGAUGAUGAUGAAGGAUGAGGAAGAGAGCACAGAUGACCAGGCAGCUCCAGAGCCACUGCAACUUGGAAGCCUAAAAAGGUUGCAGCGAUCAGGGGAAAGAGACAGAGGGGGUGGAGGAGGAGGGAGCCCAGAGCAUAGCUGGAUGGAGAGGGGCCGUUCUCGCUUGCCACGCAAAGCUGACAUGGGCAGCUGUGAGAUCUCAUCCAGUUCAGAUACCUUCAGCAGUCCUAUUCACUCGGUGUCUACAACAGGAGUCCUUGGCAGCCAUGUGGACCACAAAGAGGACCACCAGUCUUCAAGUGGGAACUGGAGUGGUUCCAGCUCCACCUGCCCCUCUCAGACAUCUGAAACCAUCCCCCCGCCCUCUUCGCCACCACUGACAGGCUCAUCCCACUGCGACUCAGAACUGUCUCUCAACACUGUGCCCAAUGCCAUUGAUGAGGGAUUUUCCCUGGAUCCCUCAUACCACUCUGACCUCAGACCCCAGGGCCAGGGCCACAGGUCAAGCUCGUUCACAUCCUCGGCCACAGACCAACUGGAUGAUGCAGGCGUCAGUACGGCCAGUGAGGGGGAGUGGACAUACCCUCCUGAUCAAGAUCAGACUGAUCCGGACCAGGACCCUGACCAGACCCAAAACCUGAGCCAGAGCCAUGGGUUGGUCCAGGAGUACAGCUCAAAACAAGGUCUAGAAGACCAAACCUGUUUUCAUGACAAGACCAGCAACACUGAAAAAGAACCUGGCUCUCAUUACCCAUGUGAAACAGAGGGUUUCUACUCCUCUUCUGUGAAUUUUGGGGAGUGUAAUCAGAGUUACAGAGGAUACAUGUAUAACUAUGCAGACCCAGGACCUGACUGUAAUCAAUCCAACACUGUGGCAGCACCACUAUCCCACGGAGGUUACACCCAGCCCUCAGCAGACUUCAGAGCAAGUACUAUGACCCUGGGGAGAACCUGUCGCCCACUGAGGAAGCCGAAAGUCAAACCUCCACCACCCAAACGGACUUCCUCACUGAAGGAGACCAGUAGUAGUGUUGAUGUUGGAACGGACACCCAGGCAGAUCAGGAUCAACCAAAGACGGUUAGUGAACAAGAGCUCACCUUGUCUUCCACAGAUAUGAAGCUGGAACUGGAGCUAGAGCUUGGAGGUGCUCCAGAACCAUUACAAACAUCUUGUCUCGUGGCAGAGCCUUUGGGAACUUGGGGAAUGGGACUGGGUGAAACUGUGGACAUAGUAGAGCCCAUGUCCUUCAGCUCUGCAGACACACACUCUUUUAAAGAUGAAGGUGCUGUACAAUCUGACUAUGCAGACCUGUGGCUUCACAACACUGAGCUGAAGUCCAACAAUGGUGAGUACACGUCUAUGUCCAACUCAAGCACAGCCACAGGCACCACUGUCAUGGAGUGUAUCAAGUCACCAGACAGCUCUUCCUCCUCCACAGAAACACAAACCCAGGCCAAUCCCCAGGCUUCAGAGACCAGGGCAACUAGUCCACCUUUACCACCUGGGGACUUCAAACUUGGGUCACCUGAGAAGCUGGCUGGCCUGGCCUCACCAUCAAGUGGCUAUUCCAGCCAAUCAGAGACUCCAACAUCAACGUUGCCCUCAUCUUCAGCAGCGUUCUUCCCAGGACCUCUGUCUCCCUCAACUGGCAAGAGGAAGCCUAAAGUGCCCGAGAGGAAGUCUUCUCUCUCUUCCCUGCAGCACUUCCCCAGAGAUGGAGUUUCCAUUUCCUCUGGCUAUAAGAGAGACCCAGACUUCCCACCUCCGCCUUCUCAACUUGAUCUCAAUGUUCUUCAUGGUGGCUAUGUCAGACAUACACUAUCCCACCGGACGCACCACAUGCACACGCUCCACCAUAGCAAGCACAGAGUUGCAAAUGUGCUAGCCACUGGAACAAAGUUGUUGGCCCCUGAUGCAUCAAAUUCCAACCCGCCACCAAGUUCAAACUCUGCUUCGGCAAUUACUAACUCCAAUCUGUUGGCGAUAACUCAAUCUGCUCUUCGUUCAGUGCAGCUCCAUUCUGUUAGUCAAUCUACGGACAGUGCUACAACUACAGACCAAGAAACAGCAAUUGGACUAGAGACUGCUACAAGACCUAAAUGUCCUCCUAGUAGUUCUACUCUGGCUCCACCACCUAUUAACACCAGGCCUCUCCCUCCUCGUAGACCACCUCCCAGACCCCCAGUCCAUGACCACACUUCCUCCCCUGAACAUUCACAACCGCCUCCCCCAGGCCGCCACCCUGAUGGGCCUCCAUCCUACGAGAGCCUGCUGCUCAGACAGGACCGCUAUGGACCUGGAACCUUCUGGGCUAUGACAGCCUUCAGAACCCGGAUGGACCCAUCAUCAGAUCUCUCCGAGGACAGCUCACCUUUGCAUCGGCCCGUGCCACGUGCUCCCCACCCUUCGCCUGUGGAUCUACACACACAUAUCCACUCACACACAGAGUUCAGAGGGCUUACGCACUCAACUCAUGCACACUCUGAAUUUAGGGUUUUGGGGGAGCGUUCGUUUUCCCAGGAUGAUGAUGAUGAUGAAGACGAGGAGGAGGAGGAGGAGGAGCAGGUGAAAGAGCCACCGAGGGCUGCAUGUACAAGAGGAGGAAUGCGAUCGGACCACCCUCCACCUCCAGCGUAUGAAUUUGCCGGGGGAUCCCACUCAGACUCAGGGCCCUGGGCUAGUCCAGUCAAAGUGCCUGGUACCACAUUGGAGACAUCGCAUCCUUACCUAAUCAGCGAUGCAAGGAGAGGAGGACAAGUAGAGCAGGAAGAGGAGGAGGAAGCAACAUCAGGUGCUACCAGAAGUGCCCAUCAGCAGCAGCCACAGGAAAGCAAAGAUGACUCCACCACUCCUGACACAGAGGAUUACUUCAGUAAAGAUUCCACACCCAGUGAUAACUCACUCUCCCCUUUGACGGAUGACACCAAAGUGGAUGAUGACAUUAUUAUCACAUCACCCAACAAGACCCGAACAACUGAGGACCUGUUUGCCAUGAUACACAGAUCCAAAAGAAAGGUCCUGGGCCGUAAAGAUUCAGGAGACUUAAACGUGAAGUCUCGUCUCUGCCCUACAGUGCCAGUGACCCCUGGAAAUAUCUCCACUGUCACUAUCCCGCCUGCCCCUCCUCUUAACAUCCCAGCCACUUUAGCCACUGCUACUGGGUCACAAAGAGCCCCUGUGCCAAUCUACCGCAGCGCCAAGAAAUCAACCACAUCCAAUGAGGAGUUUAAACUCCUGUUGCUGAAGAAAGGUAGCAGGUCUGAUUCCAGCUAUCGUAUGUCAGCCACAGAGAUUCUGAAGAGCCCCAUCACUCCUAAAAUACCAGGGGAGUCCCUUCAGGAGGGGCCCAUUAGGCAGGCUGAGGAGCAACCCUCCACACUCCAGGAGCCCCCCAUUUCUGGCCUAGACCCAAUUCAGAUACCAGGCCUUUUUCCCAGGGCCAACUCUGAGAGUUUCACCCCCAAAACCCUGCCUAUGUCAGCUGCAUCUCGACAGGGACGUUCUCGGAUCCCCCCUGUAGCCAACAGCAGUCGCUACAGUACACGCAGUCGCCUCUACACAGCCCCCAUGCAAGCCAUUUCAGAGGGGGAGACAGAGAAUUCAGAUGGGAGCCCCCAUGAUGACAGAUCAUCCUAAAACCAUCCGAUGAGAGAUGUCCUUUAUUCUUAGCUGUGUCCUACAUUUGAAAUGGCUCCUUCUACUUUUCUAAUCUUGGGUAGGUGUGUCAUAAAGGCCAAUAGUGUAAUUCUUGUGACACACAAAAUCUGAAAAAAGACAAAAAAAAAAAAGAAAGAAAAAACAAUUUUGGAUUCAUUCUAUUUAAGGGUGUCAGAGAGUGUUGUGAGAUACUGAAUUAUAAAGGGAUGAUUAUGAAAACUUUGAGGAUAUAUCUAAAUACUGUAUUAUCAAAAGAAUAGCUCCCUCAUAGUUAAAAGAGCAAGACUUAAAACCUAUUUUGAUUGAACUGUCUUUUUUUAAAAAUAAAAUUAACAAAAAAAACUGACCCAAACAUUUGGUUAUGAUGAAAAAAGAAAUUUUGUGGAAUAUGGACAAUGUGCGUGUGCAUGAGAAAACACAUGCAAUAUCCACUGAUAUUUCUACUUCUUGUGUUUUGAAUGGUGUGGGUGCGUGUGCGUCACUGAGGAACUGCUUUCUUAUUAAAAUUUAAAAUUCUUAUGAAAUUUAAUAUUCUUUGAACUUUUGGUGCCCAAAGCAUCAACCUGAAUUCCCAGAGUCCAUUCUCAAUAUUCCUGUCAACAAGCAAGGGUUGUUUCAUUGUGGAAGUUACUAACAAUAUCUCAACACAGCACCAACUUAUCUAUAUAUUUCCAUCUGCAGACCUGGCAUAAAGAGUAUAUCACACAGAGUCAAUCAUAUAUUUCUUCACAUAAAUUAUAUCCAAAAAGAUAACAUGAUGCAUGUAUUUUUGUAAAAUUACGCCUCAGAACAUGAUGAUAAAGUUUCACCAUGUUGCAUGACCCUAUAUGGAAACAUCCCCUGGAUUCUGGUUUCUGUCAACAUUUUUGUGGUUCCUUUGUAUUAUAAGAAUAACUAAUCACUUUCACUUUCACUGUGAAAGGUUUUAGUGACAUUUGUACCACAUUUCCAGUGAUCUAAAUUGAUUUGUCUUGGAUUUGAGUGUCUAACAAGAAGGAGCAAGGGCUUACACUUAGAUGGGGCCCAUUUCUCAAAGAUACCGGCUAAUUUUGGACAAUCGCACAGUGGCCUUUCUCUACUAGAGGUGGUUGUAAGCAGGGCAUUUGUAAGUCUCUGCAAAUACACAUGGACCUGUGCCAUGUUCCACCAGAAUUCAAUCACAUGCUUAUUUAAACCAACCUUGAAUUCUAGUAUGUUUAGACUGAUUAAAGCUUUUCUAGCUGCUGGCCAGUCUUUCUGUGCUGACUUGAAGUGGAAAAGGUGCAUUUCAAAGCAGUUUUAAUGUUACUAUUGAGUGAAGACGGUGAAAAUGCUUUAGAAGGUCCUCAAUCGGUUUGACUAGAGGUUAAUUUGGAAAGGUUUCCAAGAACUGACCUCGCUUUUGCACUUCAUGAUUAUUCAAGAAUAUUCCUUGAAAAGAAAAUAUAUCUUAUAAUGAAAUUGCAUAUGUAUAUUUGUACUGAAUAUAAAAAGUCAUAUCUAUAUAGAACAACAAGCAGAAAUUUUAUAGGGAUUCAAGCUGAGUGUAGCAAAGAAGAACAGGUUUCACUGACAUUACACAUGAAUCUUAACAAUGUACACUGUUCUCCUCUCCUUGUUGCCUCUCCUUCAUUUGCACUGACCCAGUAGCAUUAGACAGGUGAAAGCUCAACCCAGUGGCUGGUGUAUGCCAUUUUGUCUUACCCUCAUCUAACUUUAUCACAAAAUCUGAGAGAGAGGAGACAAGAGGAGGAAAGGACUACUUACCACCAACAUCUAAAAUUCAGCAGUGCAUCUGUUGCAUCGCUGCAGCCUUUACUAUCCAAUACCGGGGUUAGAGUGUGCUGUAAAAUCUCUCAUCCUUCCAAUAAAUACUACACAUGUAUAGUAUCCAGUGUGCUGACAGAAGCAAACUAUCAUCAGUGGACAGUUUGAACUCUCACCUGCCUACCACAGCAAACACAACACAUAUACUUCUUACAUUCAGAGACCGUACUUCAAUAGAAACCAUUCACUGUAUUCUGUGAAUACCUCAGCAAGCAUAUUACUGUUUUAUUGUAAAUGCUAUAGAUAGAUAGAUAGAUAGAUAGAUAGAUAACAAAAACACAACUGUUUGAUACUCAGCGAAUCUGAAUUGCAGAACUGACACUGUGUAAGAUGGAGAGAGUACAAAGCUGUGAACUGAUUAUAAGAAUUUCACAUUCGUCAUACCCAUAUUGCUGAAGCGCACUCGUUCCUACUCAUUGUUUUAUUUGUUGUGUUUUUCUAUCGCAUGCAAUAAGUAAAGAAAAAAAGAAGAAAAGGAUACCACCAUAUCAUUAUUUUUUAUCUGAGGGAUGUCUCCAUACCACAAGAAAAGAUUUUGUAUUUUCCAUUCAAAUGUCAAGUUCAAUAGUGUGUUCUAUAGAUGUACAAACUGUCUGGCUAAUUCUGUUCUGUAUAGUCGUGAUCACAAACAGGGGUUUAUCUUGUACUGUAUAUCUACUCACUGGACAAUCAUACGUAUAAGAGACUGUAAAGAAAAUGAUAUUGAAUCUGUCGGGGAGGGAGAAUCUGAACACUUUUGGUGCUGGGUCCUAGUCUUGCUGGAGCUGUGGGAGUUUUGGAGUGAGAGAAAUAUUUUCAAGGAGAAACUGCUGAUUCAGUUUUAAGUGCAUAUCUGGACAAGCUGCUUUGGAUACAAUGUACAAAAAACAAACAAACACAGAAAUGGAAAAAAUAUCCAUUCAUAGAUGCAAAAUCUAGUUUGAUCUGAUCAGAAAGUCAUUGUCUUUAUUUUUGACCCAUAACAGAAUUUUUUGACUCCCACAAAACAUUAUUACUGAAUAAUGAAAAAUAAACAGAUCUGUAGACUUGAUACAGUAUUAUAUGAAAAAUGCAAUGUGACUCUGUGAAAUACCAUUUAAAAGUUUAAAUACAUAAAUACACAAAGUAUUUGUUUAGUGUGUUUUUUCCGUACUGUACCUGUAUUGGCAGUGAUGCUACAGAGGUACUUUAAAACUGUUUCCUUUAGUUGUAAAUGUAGUGAACAGAUGACUGAUUGACACACUUUGAUUAGAAAGCCAAACUAUGGUUGCCAUGCAGACUCUAGUUUAACACUCAUUUAGCCUUCUCAAAGCUGUCUUCAGCAGCUCGGGAGUACAACAAAACAAGAAUCUAUCACCUUUCUAGUUAGAUAUAGAUUCUUUUUCUCAACCCAUUUUCCAAUGUCUGCACACAAUUUUCCCCUAAAGGGAAGUGUGACAACAACCACUUUUUUUUCAAAGGUGUACAGUAUGGAAUAACACUAAACAGACUUUUAAAAUAUGUGACGGAGAACAGAAAAAAUACAGACGUUGACGACAAAGUGUAACUAUUUAAAAAAAAAAAGCUCCAUGUUUAAAAGUAGCUAGGACUUAACAGAUUUGAAUCACUUUUGUAUUUUUGUAUAAACUUGUAAAUAGGUUUUUAAAGAAAAAAAUCUUGCAAAUUCUUUCUUUUGUAAAAUAAAUCAAUAAAAGAUUAAAAACAAAAAAGUUUUUUUUUUUUUUCAAAGUUUACAUGAUUAUUUACAAGCCUUUGUAUAUUUUGGAGCUGUGCAACACCUUCAGUCUUGUAUUUAUUUUGGGGGGGCGGGUAACAACAUUGUGAAAAUUUCAUUAUUCUAUAUCUAAUUCAUUUUAACAGCUCAUUAGGCUGCUUAGUAACUGUGCAUAGAAAAAAAAGCCAAUAAAUGUGAUUGCAUUGAACAGAA
Messenger RNA from Lates calcarifer (barramundi perch), 13185 nucleotides. It is a transcript of the gene nhsb, whose product is annotated as Nance-Horan syndrome b (congenital cataracts and dental anomalies). NCBI's taxonomy places the organism in Eukaryota, Metazoa, Chordata, Actinopteri, Centropomidae. Bases 4326 to 9452 code for a protein of 1708 amino acids. The record is from RefSeq and is a predicted model, not a curated record. Gene Ontology annotation, biological process: lens development in camera-type eye; cell differentiation. The transcript has 12 exons.